Molecule: messenger RNA, 798 nt
Organism: Alnus glutinosa
Lineage: Eukaryota; Viridiplantae; Streptophyta; Magnoliopsida; Fagales; Betulaceae
Product: heavy metal-associated isoprenylated plant protein 8
Exons: 5
Coding region: 1-798 (265 amino acids)
Molecular function (GO): metal ion binding
Source: RefSeq, a predicted model, not a curated record
AUGGGAAAGGGAAAAAACAAGCAAAAUACACAAAAUGGAGCACAAGAAUUGCAAAAUACACCAAAUAACCAGCUGGGUGAUGGAGAGAAGAAGCAAGAGAAGGCGGAGACAAAAAAUGAGGAACAAAAGGAAGAGAAAAACACAGAUAAGUCGAGCAAAGAUAUUGUGUUGAAAGCAUACAUGCAUUGCCAAGGAUGCUGUAAAACAGUUUCCAAAUGCUUGAAAAGUCUUGACGGCGUUGAAGAUGUCACCGUAGAUAUUGCAAAUCACAGGGUGGUUGUGAAGGGCAAAAGAGCCGAUCCAGUGAAAGCCUUGAAAAGGCUUCGGAACAAGUACAGUAGAAACGUUGAGCUUAUCUCUCCGCUUCCAAAAUCCGAUAAUGAAAAGAAAAAAGAACCCGAAAAGAAGAAAGAGGAGGUCCAAGUGAAAGUUGUGGCCCUCAAAAUGUACAUGCACUGUGAAGGUUGUGCAAAUGAUAUAAAGAAAAAUAUAGAGAGAAUGAAAGGAAUCCUAACCGUGGAACCAAACAUGGAAGCCUCGCGAGUGACGGUGAGGGGAGUCUUCGACCCACCAAAACUCGUCGAAAACAUCAAGAAGCGACUGGGAAAGCACGUAGAGAUUGUGAAGCAAGAACAUGCAGAGAAAGGACAAGACAAGAGCAACAAAAAAGAUACAGAAGAGGAAAAAGGGGAAAAAGGGGGAAAUAUUUUCCAAUAUCCUCCCCAAUACUCAACCCAACAUAUUUAUCCCAACCAAAUGUUUAGUGAUGAAAACGUUUUUUCAUGCUCAAUAAUGUAA